Molecule: messenger RNA, 366 nt
Organism: Eutrema salsugineum
Lineage: Eukaryota; Viridiplantae; Streptophyta; Magnoliopsida; Brassicales; Brassicaceae
Exons: 1
Coding region: 1-366 (121 amino acids)
Source: RefSeq, a predicted model, not a curated record
AUGGCAAUGAUGAUGAAGAAUGUAAAGGCAUACGCAAAGAUAGAGAAAGAGGAUCCCAAUGAAAUGAUCCACAGGAGAGCUCAGUUUCUGAUCCACAAGAUUCUCCAACAAGCCGACACAGAGACAUUAAGACAGCAACAUAGGAGAAGUAUUUUGGUCAAAACGUCAUCGUUUAGAGUGGUGGGAAUAAGAAAAAAGAUUGGGAAGAAGCUGAGACAGCUAAGGAAGCUAAGGAAGAGUUGUGGAAUGGCGAACAAACAUGGUGAUCUUAUGCCACGUUUCCUUAAUUCUCUUAGACGUUAUUUCUUAUGCUCAUCUCCUCGAAGCGUCUCUGAUCUUCCCCCUCUCUUUGCUAUUCAUGUUUGA